AUGGAGUCAAAGAAGCAAAACAUAUUAAUUGUCAACGGAGGAAAAGCCUUCCAAAUGUCAGGUGGUAAACUAUCAGCAAGUUUAGUAGAGCUUGCAGAGAAGAUUCUUGUUGAAAAAGGAUAUCCUGUAAAAACAACAAAAUGUGAUAAAGAAUACGACAUCAAAGCUGAAUUAGAGUUAUUCAAAUGGGCUGAUGUUGUUAUUUGGCAAGUACCUGUUUGGUGGAUGCAAGUUCCAUGGACUGUAAAGAAGUAUAUUGAUGAAGUUUUCUUCGCAGGACAUGGAAUUCUUUAUGAAUCAGAUGGAAGAACUCGUAAGGAUCCAACAAAGCUUUAUGGAAGCGGUGGCCUUUGCCAAAAUAAGAAAUUCAUGGUUUCUUCAACAUGGAAUGCACCAUACGAGUCAUUACACGAACCAGGCCAAUUCUUUAACCAAAGAGGUCCAGACGAAGUUUUAUAUCCAUUCAGAGCCUGCAUGACAUUUGUUGGAUAUCAGGAACUUCCUCAUAUUGCCUUCAAUGAUGUCGCAAAGAAUCCUCAUUAUGAACAAUAUGUUAAGGAUUAUACAGAACACCUCAAUAAAGUUUUCCCAUAA
Trichomonas vaginalis G3 is the source of this 594-nucleotide messenger RNA. RefSeq names its product flavodoxin-like fold. NCBI's taxonomy places the organism in Eukaryota, Parabasalia, Trichomonadida, Trichomonadidae. Bases 1 to 594 code for a protein of 197 amino acids. The transcript has a single exon. The record is from RefSeq and is a predicted model, not a curated record.